CAGGCCAUCAUUCCCCACCACCGAGCCCGGUUUAUUCCCCCCUUCGCGCAGCCGCCCCCGUGUCUCGUGCGCACCUUCUCGAAGCUUCCUCCCCCAUGGCGGACCAGCUCACCGACGAGCAGAUCGCCGAGUUCAAGGAGGCCUUCAGCCUCUUCGACAAGGAUGGCGACGGUUGCAUCACCACCAAGGAGCUCGGAACCGUGAUGCGAUCCCUUGGGCAGAACCCCACGGAGGCGGAGCUGCAGGACAUGAUCAACGAGGUUGAUGCGGACGGCAACGGCACCAUCGACUUCCCAGAGUUCCUGAACCUGAUGGCGAGGAAGAUGAAGGACACGGACUCGGAGGAGGAGCUCAAGGAGGCCUUCCGCGUGUUCGACAAGGACCAGAACGGCUUCAUCUCGGCUGCAGAGCUGCGCCAUGUGAUGACCAACCUCGGGGAGAAGCUGACGGACGAGGAGGUGGACGAGAUGAUCCGGGAGGCGGACGUGGACGGCGACGGCCAGAUCAACUACGAGGAGUUCGUCAAGGUCAUGAUGGCCAAGUGAGGGGGGCGGGGCGGGCCCUCCCACGGAAAAUAAGCUUUAGUUUGCUCUCAAGUGGAUUGGAAAUUUGGAAAUGCCAGACAGACUCGAAAGUUGUAUUUUGUGCUGUGUGAUCGUUUUUUAAGCACUGUUGGGUAGCUGGUGGGGUUAUCUCUGUGUAGCGGUGUAGUCGUGUGGAGCAACAUUGGAUUACCUGGUUUCUUUUGGUUUGUGGCACUCA
This is a messenger RNA of Hordeum vulgare subsp. vulgare (domesticated barley), 762 nucleotides long. Its product is annotated as calmodulin-2. Lineage: Eukaryota; Viridiplantae; Streptophyta; Magnoliopsida; Poales; Poaceae. Gene Ontology annotation, molecular function: enzyme regulator activity; calcium ion binding. The coding region runs from base 96 to 545 and encodes 149 amino acids. The transcript is spliced from 2 exons. The record is from RefSeq and is a predicted model, not a curated record.